UUAUAUAAAAACACCAGAGUAUAUUUAUUUCGCGUCAUUGAAUUAUUUUGUAUGAAUAGAUAGAGUACUAUUAAGUGAUUUUAAAACCGCGGUUGUAUUAGUUGUUAACUUGUACUUAAUAUCCGUUGCCAAAAGAAUAUUGAUAUUGUGUAAUUGUUACUUUAAACUUGGAACUAUCACAAGUCAUCAAGGAUUUGAUAUAAUAACGUUUAAAUUCAGUAAAAUGGAUAAUAAACCGAGUGGUAAUGCCAGCAGCAAUAGGCCACUGUCUAUUGAAGCAGCACCAGCUCAACCAGAACCUGUACCAGCUGAAAAUCAACCGAGACAACCGAAUAGUUUGCAUGGUCUCCUGAGAUUUGCUAUGGAGGCACAGAAUCAAGACACAAAUCGUCCAUCAUCUUUUCAGCCUUUGGAUCAAGAGAGAAAAGAAUUUUUGAGUAAAGCUUUGGAAUCGAUGACAGUAAAUGUAAUUGAAGAGUUACAAAAGUCUGUAAAAGUAUUAUCAAACGUAAUGGAACUACGCGAUGGAGAUGAUCCAGCAGAAUAUGAAACAGCGCUAGAAUGUAUUGCAAGUUACGUCGACAGCAUUGACAUAGCCAAUGAUUUUUAUAAAAUUGGAGGAUUCGGAGUAAUUGGAGCCUGUUUGAAUUCACAAUUCGACAGCAUCAGAUGGAAAACUGCUGAUGUUAUCGCUGAGCUGACGCAAAAUAAUCCAUUCUGUCAAGAAAAAAUAUUAGAAAUGGGUUUGAUGCCGAUCUUAUUGGAAAUGGUUGACUCGGACCCUUCGGACCAGGCUAAAAUAAAGGCUCUCUACGCUGUUUCCUGUAUUGUUCGUGGUAAUGCAUUAGCACUGAAGUAUAUGGACGUAAAUGACGGAUACUCAGUAUUAAUAAGAGCGAUGCAGAGUCCCGUUCAAAAGCUACAAGUUAAAUCAUCAUUUUUACUGUCAGCUUUGUGUAGUAGAGACAACGCACAUGCUAUCAGAUCAAGUUUAAUUAAAAUGGGCAUCAUUGAACAAGCCUCAGGAUUACUGGCUAUGAGUAAUGUAAUUGUAGAUACUAGGGAUGCAUUGUUGAGUAUUUUAAACAGUUUAACGGCAAAUAAUAAUUUACCGGCACUGCGUGAGUGUCGGAGACCCGAGUUAUGUUUGAAAGCAACAUUAGAAAGGCAUUUGAAAGAUUUAAAAGCUGAAGAAGCUGUCGAUGAGGUCCAGGUGUGCAAUGAGCUGUUAGAUAAAAUAUUUGCCGACAACUCAUUACAGGAUCAAGACAGAUAAUUUACUUUACUGUUAUUAAUUAUCAUUAAUAUGUAUUAUUUUUUCAUACAAUAAAUUAUUUAUUGUGUAUAUUUUAAAAAAUUAAUAAAUAUUAUCGAUCAAUUAAUAA
This is a messenger RNA of Microplitis mediator, 1385 nucleotides long. RefSeq names its product hsp70-binding protein 1-like. Lineage: Eukaryota; Metazoa; Arthropoda; Insecta; Hymenoptera; Braconidae. The record is from RefSeq and is a predicted model, not a curated record. The transcript is spliced from 5 exons. Bases 224 to 1276 code for a protein of 350 amino acids.